UAUGUUUAGAGAUAUUGUUGAGGGUCGGAGAAGAUACUCUUCUCCUGUUUCUCAACGUAAAAAAAAGAAUUUAGAAAAUUUGGGUGAAAAAGAGCUAUUUAUGGAAUUAAUUCGUGAAAUUGCAAACGAAUUGGAUGUAAAUGCUCUAUGCCAUAAAAUCCUCAUCAAUGUUGGAAUAUUAACAAAAAGUGAUAGAGGCAGCUUAUUUCUUGUUAGAGGAUCAAGAAUGAAACGUUAUUUGGUCAGUAAAUUAUUUGAUGUAACAGCUGAUUCCUGUUUAGAAGAUGUAGUACAUACUGAUAACUCUGAAAUAACUGUUCCAUUUGGAGUUGGUAUCGCUGGAACUGUUGCUGAAACCAAACAUCCAAUCAAUAUCAAAGACGCAUACGAGGUAUGA
Molecule: messenger RNA, 397 nt
Organism: Dimorphilus gyrociliatus
Lineage: Eukaryota; Metazoa; Annelida; Polychaeta; Dinophilidae
Source: the annotation of a GenBank genome assembly